Stylophora pistillata is the source of this 2922-nucleotide messenger RNA. RefSeq names its product major vault protein. NCBI's taxonomy places the organism in Eukaryota, Metazoa, Cnidaria, Anthozoa, Scleractinia, Pocilloporidae. Gene Ontology annotation, cellular component: cytoplasm; nucleus. The record is from RefSeq and is a predicted model, not a curated record.
CAUUUGCAAGUUUUGCGUUUUGCAAACCAUUCGAUCUCCCUGCACGCAGCGGACGGGUUGUAGCACUCCGAGUUGUUUCAAGAAAAAAAAAAAAAUGAACAAUAUCGUCCGGAUUCAGCCUAUGCAAUAUAUUCAUCUUUUAGAUCUGAACACUAAUGUGACUGUACUGGAAGUGGGUCCAAAGAGUUUGAUUCUUCAAGAUAAUCACCAGUUAGUGGCAGGUCCUUUGCCGUUUGUGGUUAUUCCACCAGGUCAUUACUGUGUCAUACGAAACCCUGUCAAACAACCUUGUGAACCAGGGAAACAGUUUGACUUGAACCAUGGACAUAGAGAAAUUAGAUUUUUCAAGGAACCAUUCCCUCUUUAUCCUGGUGAAGCCAUUGAAGGAGUAAGAAAUGUGGCCAGCUAUAAACCUGGAAUCAAGGCUCUCCCUGUUAUUGGACCCAAUGAAGGUCUUCGGUUAACAGCCAUCGUAGAUCAUAUUGAUGGUGAAGAAGAGCGCAAAGCAGGAGAUAUGUGGCAGCUUGAGGGACCUUUGACGUACAGACCCACACCGUAUGCAAAAAUUGAAACAAGAGUGACACCUCGUAUCAUCAAACAUGGAGAAGCGUUACGUCUAAAGGCCAAGCAGGGAUUGAUAGACAAGAAAGGAAAGAAUCGUGUUACAUCUGAGCAAUGGUUAAUAAGAGAUCCUGGAGCCUAUUUACCUGGGGCCUAUGAAGAGGUACUGGGUGUAGAAAAAGCUCACACUCUGACAGAGACGACAGCCUUGCACAUGAGAGCAAAGCAGACAUGCACUGAUGCACUAGGGAAAAAGAGGAAUGCAGGGGAGGAGUGGCUUGUUACCUCUGAGGACACAGAGAUGUAUAUACCUGAAGUGUUUGAGGAAGUCGUGGCUGAAGUGACUCAAACAGUUUUGUCUCGUAAAGAUUACUGUAUUGUUAUGGACCCCAUUGAUAGCAAAGGCCGUAAUCAGCUGGGCAAGAAAGAACUUCGUAAAGGAGUUACCUCUUUUUUCUUACAUCCAGGAGAGGACUUGGAUGGUGGAAUACUGAAUUCUUAUAUCCUGGAGGCAGAUGAAGCCUUGGUAUUGUCAGCAGUGGAUCAUUUUGAUGAUGAUUCUGCAAAGAAGAAGUGUCAUCGUUCUCCAGGGGACCGCUGGAUGAUAUUUGGUCCGGUUGAAUACAUUCCACCAAUAGAAGUUGCUGUCAAAGCACAAAGGAUAGCUGUACCUCUUUGUGAAAAUGAAGGGAUUUAUGUCAGGGAUACACAGACUGGUGCAGUACGCGCUGUCAUGGGACCACAAUCAUAUCUACUGAGGGCUUAUGAGGAAUUAUGGGAAAAGGACCUCCCUGAUGACGUGGAAAAUAUCCUUAAGAAUGGUGGAGGCAUUGGCUCUGGUGACAUUCGGAAAAUGGCCUACUUUGAAUCUUCUAUUAAUCUGUCACUGACAAGAGCUGAGGGCAGAGACAAGACCCAGGUAAUUGUCUACCGUUGCCCUGGAAACACUGCUGUUCAGGUGUAUGACUAUUUAAGGAAAACUGCAAGAGUCAUCUUUGGACCAGACCUGGUUGUACUUGGACCACAAGAGAACUUCAAUGUGCUGUGCUUGAGUGCUGGGAAACCAAAGAAGCCAGACGCCUUGAAAACCAUUUGUCUGAUGCUGGGACCGGAUUUUAUAACAGAUAUUAUAGAGGUGGAAACAUCUGACCACGCUAGGCUUAAGAUCAAAAUUGCCAUGAACAAUUUCUUUGAGGUCGACAGAGGGAACGAUGAGUCAGAACAAGCAAUUUUUUCUGUCCCAGAUUAUAUUGGAAAUGCUUGCAAGAGUGUUGCCAGUAGAAUCCGCGGCAAAGUGGCACAAGUAGCGUUUGAUGAAUUUCAUCGUUAUUCCACCUCUCUCAUUAAGAAGGCUGUGUUCGGAGUCGACAAAGAUGGAGUAAUCAAACAACGCCUUCGAUUUGAUGCUAACCAACUGGUGGUAACUAAUGUUGACAUCCAAAGCAUUGAGCCUGUGGAUUUGCAAAUGAGUGAAAGCCUCAGUAAAUCUGUUCAAAUGGCCAUUGAGAUUUCUACAAAGUCCAUUGAGCGGGCUGCUGAGCAUGAAGCUAAAAGAACAGAACAGAUGGCUAAAGGAUUGUUAGAGAGGCAGAAGCUUACAAAUGAGAAGGAAGCUGAAAAUGCGCGGGUGAAGCUAUUUGAACUGAGAGCGAUUACUGCCGCAGUGGAAUCUUCAGGACAAUCUAAAUCUGAGGCACAGGCUCAGGCAGAACGUUUGCUAAUUGAAGGAGAAAGUGCAAUAGAAGUUGCUAAACUCAAAGCAGAAGCUGCUGAAGUUGAGCUACUUGCCGAGUUAGAAUCUCAAAGAAUGGAAAAAGAUGGCGAACUCCAACACCAGAAGCGACUUAAUGAACUCGAACUACAGAAGGCCAAAGAACUGGCAGAAAUUGAGACUGACAAGUUUGCCGCCAUGGUGGAAGCCUUGAGUGCAAAGACGAUCAGUAAAAUCGCGCGCUCGGGUCCUGAGUCAGAGGCCGGGCUACUUAAGGGACUGGGAAUACAGAAUGUCCUCAUUACUGAUGGCACCACGCCUCUGAACUUGUACCAGUCCCCAAGCGGUUUUUCUCAGGCGGGAAUGAUGAGCUAGGGACCGAUAACGAGAGCUCACAGCGUAAUACAAUAGUCAGUAAUUUUAAGUUGAACUUUCUUCCUCGAUGUGAUAACAGACUGGUAUUUUAACAGUAAGUUCUUUCUGUGCACUUGCACUUAAAACAGCAAUGGAAAAAAAUGGAUUCAAAUAUGAAGAGGAAAAGAGAAAGAUUUGGAAUUUUUGGUUCAAAGCAUAGAUUUAGUACUCCAACUAAUGGAAAGUUUCUUUUAAAGAUGGACAAUUAAAAUGGCAAUAAACAGUGCAGGGAAAAA